Molecule: messenger RNA, 1943 nt
Organism: Esox lucius (northern pike)
Lineage: Eukaryota; Metazoa; Chordata; Actinopteri; Esociformes; Esocidae
Product: amyloid beta A4 precursor protein-binding family B member 1-interacting protein
Exons: 13
Coding region: 124-1521 (465 amino acids)
Biological process (GO): signal transduction
Cellular component (GO): plasma membrane; cytosol
Source: RefSeq, a predicted model, not a curated record
CGCAGUAUUCACACCAUUUCUAGUUCAAGCCGCACAUGUGCAAGUUCUACUCUUAGACUAAAGAACUACAGAUACGAUCUUAAAAAUUAUUAAAGUAAUCCAGGAAAUCAGUAGACAGCAAAGAUGGAGGAUAUAGACGCCAUGUUCUCUGACCUGUUGGGAGAGAUGGACAUGCUAACACAGAGUCUUGGGCCUGAAAUGGAGCCGGCAGAAAUGACCUCCGUUUCACAGAGAGAAAACCACUUCUCAAUCGGUUUCACAGAUCUGAACGAAUCUCUGAAUGAGCUUGAGGAUCAUGACCUGGAUGCCCUGAUGGCUGACCUGGGGUCAGAUUUGGCAGAGCCGGAGAGGACAGCGAGGACAGGACACGUUGACACGCAGAAGCACACGUCUGGCGGCACAGAUGUCCCAACGCCCAUCUGCCUGUCCCAAAUGUCUUCGCUGACGUCCACGUCAUCCACGCCGCCUCCGGAACCACCCAAACCACUGCUGCCGGGAGCGCCUGAAGCAAAUUCCAAAGAAGACAAAAUCAAGCUGGCUCUGGAGAAGCUGAAGGAGGCUAAAGUGAAGAAGCUGGUGGUUCGGGUCAUAAUGAGUGAUGGCAGCUCCAAGACGCUGAUGGUGGAUGAGCGACAGACGGUGAGUGACGUGCUGAACGACCUGUUUGAGAAGACCCACUGCGACCGUAGCUGUGUGGACUGGAGCCUAUGUGAGACGAACCCGGAGCUACAGACGGAAAGGGAGUUUGAAGACCAUGAAUAUCUAGUGGAGCCUCUUUCUACAUGGACACGAGACAGCGAAAACAAAAUCCUUUUCCUUAUGAGACCCAACAAAUAUGUACUAUUCAAAGAACCCCAAAUAUUCUACCUGUGGAAGAAAGACAAAGGAUUUUUGAACGACAUAAAAGAUAUCCAGAAGGAACUUCUGCUGAAGGAACAUUUUGAGGGACCUUCUGUUAUCGUCCCAGACCUGGAGGGCCUUCUGUACCUCAGAGAGGAUGGGAAGAAAACAUGGAAACGCCGCUACUUCCUGCUCAGAGCUUCUGGGAUAUAUUAUGUUCCUAAAGGAAAGACGAAGACAUCCAGUGACCUGGCGUGCUUCGUUCAGUUCGACAAAGUCAACAUCUACACCACCAUUGAUUACAGACGGAAAUACAAAGCACCAACAGAUUUCUGCUUUGUCCUCAAGCACCCUCAGAUCCAGAAGGAGUCGCAGUACAUCCGGUUCUUGUGUUGCGACGAUGAACACACACUUUCCCUCUGGGUCAACUCCAUCAGAGUGGCGAAGUAUGGAGCCACCCUGUACAAGAACUACCAGGUGGCAGUGAAGAGAGCAUCGACCAUUGGCUCCACCCUACAUCUGACCAGCCUGCCUGCCUCCAGCCCCUCCACACCAUCCACUCUGCACAGAGGUAAGGGCAAUGGACACCCCCCUCAGGUAUGGGACUCUGCAGACUAUCUCCCAGAACCGCCCCCUGACUUUAUUCCCCCGCCCCCUCCUGGUUGGAACUCCGGGGUCUAGGGACGGAGCUUCGCUCCCUCCAUGCACAUCCAUGGUAACCACAGGAGGUUCUCAACUGACAGAUCGGACGGCCAGUGUGCAUGGAUUAGAUGUGUUCUUUGUGAAAUAGCACCCUCUGGAGGUCGCCCCACUUAUAAGACAUCUAACAUACACCCUUCCUUUCCUCGAAGUGGCUCAUGGACCUGAAGACAUGAUUGGACAACGAAAUGUAAUGGGUACAUUUCCAAACCUCUGACAGAUAGUGAAAGUUCUUUGAUUAUUUAUUUUAAUUUUAUUUUGAUAGGACUUAACUUGACCACAGUGCAGGUGUUCUGUGAAGUGACUGCAAACAGAUGAAGUGGGACAAUGACUAGGCAAUAAAGCUUACGUCAAAAAUAGUUCAACUGGACAAACUUAAUAAACUCCUGUAGUAUUACUUGUCA